Messenger RNA from Macroventuria anomochaeta, 1377 nucleotides. RefSeq lists its product as uncharacterized. The record is from RefSeq and is a predicted model, not a curated record. The transcript is spliced from 5 exons. Lineage: Eukaryota; Fungi; Ascomycota; Dothideomycetes; Pleosporales; Didymellaceae. Gene Ontology annotation, molecular function: chloride channel activity. Bases 1 to 1377 code for a protein of 458 amino acids.
AUGUCGAGACUACGCCACGAGGAUUAUUUCACUGGGCCUCGCGGUUUCGACCAUCACUCGAGAUGGCCCAUGAUGUUGCGCAUGCACGGCAGCAUCCUACCGCAGCUGAUCGUACCUCUUCUUCUCGUCGGCGGCUGGGCUACGAUGAUCACUUGUAUCUCCAAGUUUGUGACAGAUCUCGGUACCGAUCAGGUUCUUAUUACCGCGCUCGGAUUCGUUAUCAGUCUCGCCCUCAGCGGUCGUCUCCGCCUCGCAUGCCGCACGAUGGGGCUUCUGAUUUGGAUUCACGUAGAGGAGCGACACGACGUAGAUCCUGCUCUCGGUAAAAAUGACUUGCUCGGGAAGGUCAGCUGCUUGAACCUCGUUGUCGCCCUCGCAGUGGCACUGAAACACAAACUGCGAUUCGAACCAGGCACUCACUACCCCGACCUCAAGCAUCUCGUCGGACAUCUGGAUACAUGGGCACAGGCCGUAGACUCACCUAAUAUCAAAGGGCCAGGCGCUGUCAGGUCGGUUGGACAGUUGCUUGGAAUACCAAUGGCAACACCGAAUCCGCGGCACUUUGUAAAGAAAGCGCGCGCCCCCCUCGGCGACCUCCCGCUCGAGAUCCUAGCCUACCUCUCCGCUUACAUGAAGACGCUCUACGACAACGGGACGUUGCGAGACUACAGCAUCUAUCAAACACAGACCCUGGACGCGCUGAGCGUCAUGGACAGCGUGAUUACGGAAACGGACAGGAUUCUUAACACGCCUCUUCCACUCGCAUAUUCCAUCGCCAUCAGUCAAAUCACAUGGGUGUACAUCCUACUCCUACCAUUCCAGAUCUUCCACAGUCUAGGCUGGAACACAAUCCCUGCAUGCAUCAUCGCAGCGUACAUCAUCCUAGGUAUUGCAUUCAUUGGCCGCGAGAUCGAGGACCCGUUCGGUCACGACGUUAACGAUUUGCCUCUUGAUGCAUUCUGCGAGCAGAUCAGGAAGGAUAUGGACGUCAUCAUGUCGCGCGUCCCACCCAUUGAAAACGAUUUUAUUCAUCGCAAGGAGAACAUGCCGCUAUAUCCACUGUCAUAUCUCAGCACGAUGGCCUGGGCUGAAAAGUCUGUUGACAGUAUCCACGAUGCUCUUGCUCAGAAGCCGGCGCUGAAAUUUCCUAUGGUAAGUCUUGUGACCGAAGCUAGUCGUUUGGAGAGAGGCGAAGCUGGGAUGCAGCGAAAUUGCAAGAUAGAGACUAGUCUUACAGAGAAAGGAGAAGCUGGGCCAGGUAAUGUAGUGAGUUCAGCAGCUUAUACUAGGUCACCGGACUGCCCGACGUGUGAGACGUUGACGAGUAAUACACUGAAUAGGGGGCACACGGAUCAUGGUUGGUCAACGGGUUGUUAG